Molecule: messenger RNA, 8008 nt
Organism: Schistocerca cancellata (South American locust)
Lineage: Eukaryota; Metazoa; Arthropoda; Insecta; Orthoptera; Acrididae
Product: myoneurin-like
Exons: 12
Coding region: 571-2064 (497 amino acids)
Biological process (GO): regulation of transcription by RNA polymerase II
Molecular function (GO): RNA polymerase II cis-regulatory region sequence-specific DNA binding; DNA-binding transcription factor activity
Source: RefSeq, a predicted model, not a curated record
ACUGAAGACCACAACAACAACAACAACAACAACAACAACAACCCAAUACAACUACUGCCUGAUACCAGAACGGAUCUUAUAUGUGUUCUUGCCAGUAUACAUCUGUUCAUUGCAUUUUUCUAUUACAGUUCAGUGCACUUAAACAACCGUACACAUUUCUAAGACUCAAAAUGCUGUGUGGGCAACACAACAGCUAACGGUAUUGUAUAAGUCUGCAGCUGCUGUGAAACAUUUUGUCAAGUUUUAGAGCAUUAAAUCUGUUCUUGGAGCAUGUACUUACAGCCCACUCAUAAAUUAGUGCAGUCCGCAAGAUGCGUUACAGAUGUCUGAGGAGCCCAGUCACUGAGCAUCGAGCCCUGUCUCGUGCGUCACGUCAAAAUGUUCCACGGUGGGUCGUGUGAAUAAACGUGAGAGUAUUAUCCGGAAGAGACUCUCAGGGCAAAAGAACAUUCUCAGAGGGCUUUUGCAGUAGGGGCAUCGUCAUUGAAAAGUGUGCCGUACCCAGAUGUUCCUACAAACACGUACCAGUUCUGAGAGGUUGACACCCGUGAACAUCAAUCAUCUGCCCACAUGUCGUCUCCUCGUGUUCCCGUGAAGGAAGAGCCACUGGACACUUUGACAGCGGUCGACACGGAUCCUGUACGUAUCAAAAUUGAACCGGAACACGAUCAGUGUGCAGCUACACAUCCGGACUCAGAAGCGACAAAAAUUAAGGUAUUUCAUUUGGAAGGUGUGAAGAGGGAAUGGAUUGAAGACAAUGUGAAGAAAUGUGGCUGGGAUGGAGCUCAGGUGUGUGAAAAAACAGCUCCAGAGACAGAUGGGGUUAAGUUACACGUGUUUGAGAAAGCAGCUGCAGGGAAAGAUGUGGUUCACGCCAAAAGAGGGCCGUGCAAGCUGUGCAUAUCAGAGGAUCCUGUAUGUAUCAAAAUUGAACCGGAACACGAUCAAUGUGCAGCUACACUUCCGGUCCCAGAAGCGACAAAAAUUAAGCCAUUUGAUUUGGAAGCUUUGAAGCAGGAAUGGAGCGAAGAUGAUGUGGAGGAAGAUUUCUGGGACGUGGCUCAGGUACCUGAGAAAGCAGCUGUAGAGAGGGAUGGGGUUAUGUUACAGGUGUGUGAGAAAGCAGCUGUAGAGAAAGACGGGGUUCGUGCCGAAACACCCAAAACAGCACAGUCAUCUGAGCAGUGCGUACAGGAGGGACUGGAGAGUGCAAACACAACAGUGGACACUGUAAGGUUAAUCGUGCAAGACCAGGAUAGGCCUCCUCCUAUCGACAAAUGUACCUCGGUACGGACCAGAAUUGACGGGACUGCGGGCACACGAGGGAUCGGUGGCGGCCAGCAGGUACGCGAGAGGAACAAAAGGAACACGCGCGUACUGUUGGUAAAGGUAGUGUUCGCACAGAAGCGGGGUCGAGUCGAUACCCCCGAGGAGACCCGUCCCGCACCGAGUGCCGCGGUAAGUGACCGGAGGCGCGGGGAGGCGUCCGACACCUGUCGCGGGCGCCAUCCGGUCGACAGUGGUCGCGAGGUACCGUCCCGGUCGGAGAGAGACGCGGUUCCGCCUGCCGGACGCGAGACGUACACGUGCACCGACGAGGAGGUCCCGAGUACGCCCCCUACGCCCACGCGGCGGCACCGGUGGACCUGCGAGACAUGCCACGCGCCCUGUCGCAGCUUCCACGAACUCAGGGUGCACUGCUGGAAACACCAGGGGAAGCAGAUCUACGGCUGCGACCACUGCACCAGGAAGUUCGCACGCCGCAACAGCCUGAAGCGCCACUCGCUCCAGCACAUGCUGCUGUGGCCCUACGAGUGCGGCGUGUGCUACAGGCGGUUCGUCAACAACACCCACCUGGCACACCACUCGCUCGCCCACGAGGGCAGCCGUCCCUACCAGUGCGACUCCUGCGGCAGGACGUUCUCGCGGAGCAGAGACUGCAAAAUGCACUACCGCGCGUGCGUCGGCGAGCGGAUCUACUGUUGCGACGUCUGCGGCAAGAAGUUUGCCAGCGAGAGCGGCCUCCGGCACCACGGGCGUCUCCACUCGCUACGGCAGUGUUGAGACCGCCUCUCUAGUAUCUCCGCACCGUCGGGAAGGCGACCGUCGGGGGAGUCUGGCGUUCUGCCGACGGUGCAAAAAUGCGCACUCGUAAACUUGCCGUGCGCGUUCGCACUGUAACGUUCCCUUUCGUAUAGCCGUUGUUGUAACAAUAAUUCUGUAGUAGAGUCAAAUUGUACCGAACUAAUGAAUUACUUCGACAAAAAUAAUCAAUUUUUGAAAAUAUCGUGCGAUCGGUUAUAUAAAAUAAUCUCGCCGAGCGGCAGCAGGCGAACACGCCAUAUAAAAAGUAUUACAGUUUGCGAGCUUUAAGCGCGAGUGACUCCUUCUGCAGAGGGGUUGAAGGGGAACCGAGAGGGGUGAAGGAAAGGGACCUGUGAGGUUUAGGAAAAGGGGCAGUGUUUGGAAAAGUUGCUCGGACCGACGGACUCUGAACAGAUGGGAUGAGAAGGAAAGACUGAUUGUUGGGGACUGCCAGUACUAGAAAAGAUGUAGGAGCAGCCUGUCAGUUAAUAUAGGUGGUACAGACAAAUAAACGAGUGGACUAGCACGUAAUGUAGAAAACAGACAACACAGACAGACGAGAGGGUUACAUAAAGGAGGAACGGUGGCCACACGGGCUAAUACGUCGAUGGAAAUAAUCAAUUUUUGAAAAUACAGUGUAAUUGGAUAGAUGAAAUACUCAUCGAGGAGUGGCGGGAAACUAAAACUAAACUGAAGUCCGCCCGAACGGGCCACGAAGGCCCGACAGUACCGACGGGUUGCCGUGUCGUCCUCGGCCUGCAGGUGUAUUUGGAUGCAGGUACGGAAGGGCACGUGGUCGGCACACCACUCUCCCCAGCCGUACGUCAAUUUACGAGAUCGGUGUCGCUAUUUCUCAGUCGAGUAGCUCCUCAGUUUGCCUCACGAGGGCCGAGUGUAACUCCGCUCGCCGUCAGCCUUCCGCAGACCGCACGGUCGCCCGUCCGAGAGGUAGCCCGGCCCGGCGAUCUGUCUGGAAGCGGUAUUACUACUGCAGCGAGGCCGUUGGCGGUGGAAGGAAACGCACGUUUAAAAAGUAUUACAGUUUGCGAGCUUUUGGAGCCAGUAGCUCCUUCUUCUGGCAGAAGGGUUUAUGGGGGGUAGGACGUCAAACGGGCCGACUUGGAGCAGGAGAGGCCCCACAGGACAUUUUAAUGUCCACUAUCUGUACUUUUACAAGUAAAUUCCUAAAACUUUGCCAGCAUGACCAGGAAGGAUUCAGGAUUCACAUUCGUAGCAGCAGAAGUUCAAAAACAUAAAAAAAUAAUUUUUUUUACAUGUGAAAUUUCAUCAGUUUUUUCACUUACUAAUGGCUGCAUUUGUUGCAAUAGGUACACUUUUCUUCUUUGUAUGCUGUGCUGUUCGAUGAUUUUUGCACGGCAUACAAACCCUACUUACAGGUGUCCGAAACCCUAGAAUCUAUUUAAUUUAUGAAAAAAUGAAUGAGCUGUUACGUUUUAAACUUUAUGUUUAGAAAAAAACACAAAUUUGGUAGUUAAUUACCUCAAUUUUUACCUCAGUUUUUAAUAGAUUUGGAAAAUUCUAGAGUUUCAUUCACCUGUAAGUAUGGUUUGUAUGCUGUGCAAAAUUCAUCAAAGCAUCUCUGUUACUUGUGAAGAAAAAUGUACCUAUAGCAACAAAUGCAGCCAAUAGUAAGCGAAAAAAUGAUGAAAUGCCACAUGUAAAAAAUGUAUUUUGUUAUGUUUUUGAACUUCCACUGCUAUGAGUGUGAAUCCCGAAUCCUUCCUAGUCGUGCUGACAAAGUUUUAUGAAUUUAUUUGUAAAAGUAUAGACAGUAGAAAAUAAAAUGUCCUGUGGUGCCUCUCCUGCUCCAAGUCGGCCCGUUUGACGUCCUACCCCCCUUAAGGUGAAGAAAGAGUCUUUCCUUCUCAUCCUGUUUGCCAAGUCUCCCCUGAAACGGGGUUCUGGCCAACUUUUCUGACUUCUGCCGCUUUUCCUAAACCCUCACCAGUCCUUUUCCUUCACUCCUCUUCCUCCUCGACCAGAACAAGGAGCGACUGGCUCUGAAAGCUUGCAAACUGAAAUGCUUUUAAAUGUGUGUACUUCUUGUCACCACUCGGUGAGUAGAUUUUUUAAUCUAUCCAAUUACAAAUUAAUGAAUCGUAAUUCGUGUGAAAUACAAAUCUUAUUUGCAAGUUUAAAUUUUUUUAGAACUAGAGAUGUCACACUGUGAUCAAAACCACUUAGCUUUGUAUGUUCAGGUGUGUAAUAAUGUUGAUGAUCUCAUCUGCUCACUGUUAAAAAGAAAAGUCCUAAGUUCUUUCUGUUUGGAGCAUCUAAGUUUGCACCCGCAAGACUCAAAUGGCAUUUUAAAAUUCACUUCUACACAGACUGACUGAUACACUGUGUCUGUCCCGUAAUGAAACGAACUGAACUGCUGGUCUGCAGUGUACUUUAUUGGCCGUCAGUCUGCAGCUCGUACUGUAGCGGUAGAGGUGCCACUUCUAAACCGUGGGGUCCAGGGUUCGAUUCCCUGCUGGGUCAGAGAUUUUUCUUUGCUCGGAAACUGGGUGUUUCUGGCGUCUCAAUCAUUUCUUCUCGUAUUCGGCACAGAGAUGCAAAAUUUUCCGUCACGGCGUAAAAUAGAACAACUUGCACCGGGCAGUCGAACGACCCCAGACGAGAUCUCGAGACUGGCAGUGUUGUGCUGUCAUUUUAUUUCAGUUCAUCUGGUCGGUGGACACAGCGUACCGGUUUGACAGGCAGACGUGCAUUAUUACAGGGUGUAUACGCCCCAGGACAACUGGUAAAUCUGGGAAAAACCCAGUGAUUUUGUCAUCCAGGAAAUACCUGGGAAUUUUUCAUUGUUUUAGUUCCCAGUCAAAUUUUCGUAAUGUUGACUGGUAGGUCAUGUUACAUAAAUGAGAGAAUAACUCCAAAGGAAAACUUCAAAUGCAAAGAAAAUGCACCAUUCACAACAGCAAAACACAGUGCGUGCACAAGUGUCUGCCGACAGCAAAAUGUGUCAAAGACUGUGCAGUACUUGGUAACAACAGACUGCUUACGAUGAGCGUGACGUCACGACUGCUUACAUUCUGAACAGGUCACUUUAAGAUGUUGCAAAUCGUUUUUUGAGGAGUGUUACUUUGAAAGCAAAUUUCUGUUUACACAAGAUGAAUUACGUUACACGUGAGAAUGUGGGAUGAAUUUCUUAAAUCGUGGAGUGUUUGAUUCUCAUUCAAAACGUAACACUUCGAAGACCGGCCACUUAGAAAUUUCGAGCCCGGAAGACCAGCUAUUUGUGCCGUUAUUUAAAAGAUUGCUGGCGCAUUUGUGUUUGAUAUAUCUUAAAGGGUGACACGUGCUAAGAAAGACCAAGUUUCAAGAUUAGUUUUCCAUUUUUAUUUUAGUUCUUCCAUAGGUUACAAAUUAUGCAAUACUGGUAGCAAAAAGUAUAAUUAUCCUACAAAAAAACAGCGCAAAGUGAGUUCUCGGGCAGUUUCACCCGUAAUUGGCUUUUCUGUGGAAAAGUCGCUACCGUGGUCUCGCGGUAGUGUUCUCGCUUCCCGAGCACGGAGUCCUGGGUUCGAUUCCUGGCGGGGUCAGGGAUUUUCACCUGCCUCGAGAUGACUGGGUGUUGUUGUGUCGUCAUCAUCAUCAUCAUCAUCAAUCAUCCCCGUUACAGUCGGAAGAAGGCAAUGGCAAACCACCUCCACUAGGACCUCGUCUAGUACGGCAGUGCGGGUCUCCUGCAUCGUUCCCCUACGCUCCGUCACGGAGUAUGGGAGUUCAUCAUCAUCAUCAUCAUGGAAAAGUCAAAGUGCCCCAAAGAACUUAUAUUCAGCCAGGUAACACACACAAUUUUUGGUGCACAGUAGUGAAAUUUAUAAUUGUGCUUGUCAGAAAAAUUCAGCUGCUGCAGUUCAAGCUGGACUCCAAGGAUCCUGCCUAACUACACACUCGGAAAAAAACAGCAAAAAAUUAAGUAUUGUCACACAUUAAAGAUUUUUCCAAAAUGGGAUAUUUUUGCUGCUUUUUAUUUCUCAAAGUGUGUAAAACCUUCACCAUUCAAAGGAUUGACAAGUUUUACAGUUCCAAUGGAAAGUACAUUGUCACUUACUUCAGAAAAAGGUACUUUCACCGGGGGUAUAGUGUACUAAAGCCCAAAAAAAGUGUAUCUAUAUCUGGGAUAUGCGGGAAAAAUCCGUGAUUUUUUUUUUCCUGUCCGUGUAUAAACCCUGUAUUAACAAUAACAUUUUAAUGAUUCACAGUUACAAGUAGUAGUUAUAAAGUCAUCUAAAUGCUGCAUGACAAAAUAUAAUUGCAAUUUAUGACAAAAUAUAAUUGUAAUUUAUGUACUAGAGUUUAAUAAAUUUCCAUGCCUUCAAAUUGUAAGUGUAAACAAUUAAUUUUACAAAAGUUAAUUUUAAACAUAAAUUAUAAUUUCACUUCUCUCCAAGUAUAAUGAUUUCUUAUGAUGGUUCACAUUAUUUUAUAUAAAUUACUUUGUUUCACUUUGUACUGAAGAUAAUGCGAUAGCUGUUUACAUAAUAAGCAAUUAUACAUGUCCUUUUACAAAAUUUGGUUGGUUAUAGAUUCAACUAAAGAAUUUCUGUGUGCGGCUAUAAAUAUCAAUAAUAAUAAUUAGUGAAAAAUUGAAAAUGUAGAAAUACAACUAUACGUGUACUGGAAGUAAAUGAGAUCGUGAUGCGUACUCAACUGAUGUAUCGUACACUACAAUACCUGUCUCAAUCUGUUACGUUACAACACGAGUGAGCACUCGGACGAAGUUCAGAUUACGGAGUGCAGUGUUACAGAAUAAUCGGUGGUCGGUUUGUUCCCAUAUUAGGAUUCAUUUGAUUUUACAGGUUUUUUCUAGAAGUUUCGAGAAUAAAGUUUUCCAGUGAACCAGAAUGGUUGAAGUGACAUUUCCAGAGCGAACUGUGAAGAGUGGUCUCGGAUAACACAAAACGAGACGGUUGCCAUCUGUGCGGGUGACACCACCACCGUAGUGCGCAGUCGGAAGCCGUCUGACACGAACUCACGACUACAGGUAGAAUUCGGAACUGCCGAGCCUCGGUCGGAACGGUGGUGUAUCGAGGUAAAAGUCAACAAUUGUGAAGUGGUUCUCUUAACCUGUAGACUGAAGCAACUACAGAAACACCGACACUGCAGACAUAUGACAUUACACACAUACCAAAUAGAUUUCUGUGAGAAAGUCAGUUACCUAGGUGUCCGGCUGCACCAGAAAUAUAUUGCCGACAGAGCACGUGCGAUGCUCCGACAACUUUACCUGAUACUUAACAGGCAAAGCACUCCGAAUAAGAGGGUGCCGGAGUCCGUGUACGUUACACUAAUUAGACCGCUGAUGACGUCUGCAGCUCCAGUCUGGAAAGACACGGCUCCAACACGCCUGCAGUUCGUACAGAACGUGACUAUUGGAACUUAGAGACACUCGAACGACGCAUCCGUCCGAAAGCGGGGAAACCUCAGUCGCUGCUGUAGGUGGAAAUGCAAGCGCCCAAAGGAGCUACUUACUAGGGACGCUUAGCCACCUACGGCAAGCUAAAGAAACACAAACAGUGCAAAUACUGGCGAACCCCCGAACUCGGCAAAGUUGACUGGAACUACUGGAUGAAAGAACACAGCCGGACAACCGGCAACAGCAGGAAAGCAAAUUUGCACUCUAAAAAUAAAGAAAACGCACACAGCCUCCACACUGUUUACGACCUAUCGGCCACUCGAAUGACGACUGUGGCACGUUCGUUACAGCCACGCAGAUGCUGCAGCUGGCCCAGGAGACGUAGUCGGUGCCCGGUGCGAGCAGUAUCUCUCAUCGAUUUGGACCGAUACUCUUUAUGACGAACCUAAGAUGUGACAUCGGUACCGAGCUCGCACCACUCCCAAUAAUUAACCGUAACCUUACCGUCGCACAACCUCUCGCAUCGAACUAGAAAACGCAUUA